Messenger RNA from Sciurus carolinensis (gray squirrel), 279 nucleotides. RefSeq names its product non-histone chromosomal protein HMG-14-like. Lineage: Eukaryota; Metazoa; Chordata; Mammalia; Rodentia; Sciuridae. The coding region runs from base 1 to 279 and encodes 92 amino acids. Gene Ontology annotation, biological process: chromatin organization. Gene Ontology annotation, cellular component: nucleus; chromatin. The transcript has a single exon. Gene Ontology annotation, molecular function: nucleosomal DNA binding. The record is from RefSeq and is a predicted model, not a curated record.
AUGCCCUUCAGGAAGGUCAGCUCAGCAGAAGGCAAGGUGAAGGAGGAGCCCAAGAGGAGGUCCCCAAGUCUGUCUUAUAAGCUUGCUCCUACAAAGACAAAUAUCAGACCCAGGAAGAGGGUGGGCAAGGGUAAAUCUUGGGAUAAAAAUGUUCCAAUAAAAAGGAAAAGGGGAGAAAAUGGAAAACAGACUGAAGUGGCUAAACUAGAAAUUAGAGAAUUAACUGCAGAAAAUGUAGAAAGAAAACAUGAGAGUCCAACCUCUGAUGAAGCAGAAUAG